AUGGAUGAUAUGACAGAUUCUGGCCCAGAAGCUGCCAGCAUCAAGGCCAUCCCCAGCACCUUGUUAGUGGAGCUGACGCUCCAAAGAUGGAGAAGUAUAAGGAAAAAAUGGGGCUGUGCACCUCUCCCACCUUACCAUGCUUCACCAUCAUCUCCUUGUCGGCAGUUCGAGGCCCUGUACCCAGAGGGGAUGUGUCCCGGCUGGAGCAUCGUGGUCAAGGGUGAGACCAGUUCCAGCACAAGCAUGUUUGAAAUCAAUUUGCUCUGUGAUCCUGGAGACCAAAUUGCUCUCCACUUCAAUCCUCGCUUCUCCAGCUCCAGGAUCGUCUGCAACUCCUUCCUUGCCAACCACUGGGGGAAGGAAGAGGUUAAUAACACCUUCCCCUUCAAAGCAAAGGAGUCAUUCCAGGUUGAAAUCUACUCUGACCAGGACUAUUUCCACAUUUUCAUUGAUGAAAACAAAAUCUUGCAGUACAAGCAUCGGCAGAAGCGGCUUUCAUCCAUCACCAAGCUGCAGAUUCUCAACGAUAUUGCCAUUUCUUCAGUGGAAAUCACCAAACGAGGCUUUUACUAGAGACUGGAGUUGGGACAGCCUCGCAGACCAUUCCUCCUUCAGCUCUUGAUCUAGCCAAGGGACCAUU
Pezoporus flaviventris is the source of this 640-nucleotide messenger RNA. RefSeq names its product galectin-related inter-fiber protein (gene GRIFIN). Gene Ontology annotation, molecular function: carbohydrate binding. Lineage: Eukaryota; Metazoa; Chordata; Aves; Psittaciformes; Psittacidae. Bases 1 to 573 code for a protein of 190 amino acids. The record is from RefSeq and is a predicted model, not a curated record. The transcript is spliced from 4 exons.